CCCUCAAAUUCAUUAUGCCUUUAAAACCCUUAUUUAUUUCCGCAUAACCUACAUACUCUCUCCGGGAGGCCAAAGCGCAAAAAACCCAACAUUUCGAUGCGGAAUAUUUCAUUUUAGACAACGAUUUCUCGUAAUCGUAAUUAGCCGUUUGGAAAAAAAUAUAUACAUAAAUCGUUGGGAAAGUAGAUUGUAAUUUAACGCUAUUAAAGAAAAAUGUCCGGAGAACGAAACCGCAGGUCGCUGGCUUUCCGAGGAGGUGGAUCAGCCCCGACCGGCUCCAGUGGUGUCCGAGGCAGCAACGGUAACAGCUGGGAGGCCCAGGCCUGGCAAGAUCGGCAUUUAAACGGGACCAGGCCGGAUCAAGAGGAGGACAGGGAUCUGGGGGCGAAAGGACCGUCGCUGGUAAAAGUGGAGGGCGGGGGGUCCGUCAGCGACAGCACAGAGCCGGAGGCAGAGGAGGAGGAAGAUCCGGAAGGGGGUCGAUGGACAGCCGGGAAAGACGUUGACAGCAUCGGCUGGACGGCCACUACAGUCGCGGGGGAGGAGGGCGAUAGCUGGACGGCCGGCAACGGCGUGAACAGCGAGGACGGCGCGGGCAGCGGCGCCACGGGAUCCGAGGACGACCGAGACCGAGGCGAAACAGGGAGCGGCGGGGAGCGGGAGGAGACGGGUGCCAGGAAAACCUGGGUAGAGAUGAGACCUCAGACGCUGCUUCAGAAACACUCGUUUUUCCAAGCCUCCUGGCUGCAGGAGUUUCCCUGGCUGAAAUUUAGCCGAGAGACGGGACUCAUGUCUUGCUCUUGGUGUCACAACAUUGCCACUUUCAACAGCGAUGAGCUGGUCAAAGGCAGCCGAAACUACAAGCGGGCCUUGCUUCUCAGACAUCACCUGUCCUCGGAGCACGGCAGGAACGACCCGACCAAACAGGAGACAGAGAGGCCAGAGGACAAUGAGGGCACAGAGGUCGAGGACUACAGGAACAGGCCAAAUGAGAACUCCUACUGCUACCAGCUGCUCCAGGAGCUGGACAAGCAGCGCAAGAGCGGCAUCCUCUGUGAUGUCAACAUCGUGGUGGGCGGCCAGGUGUUCAGGGCGCACAAGAACAUACUGGUUGCGGGCAGCCGCUACUUCAAGACCCUUUAUUGCCUGACCAAGAGUGAGAGCUGUGACCAAACCACCAUUACACACCUAGAUGUGGCGGCCGUGCAGGGUUUCUCCGUUAUCCUAGACUUCCUGUACUCUGGCAACCUGCUGCUGACCAGCCAGAAUGCCAUAGAGGUGAUGUCCGUGGCCAGCUACCUGCAGAUGACCGAAGUGGUGCAGUCGUGCCGCGCCUUCAUCAAAGAUGCCCUAAACAUCAGCAUCAAGCAGGAGGCUCCCGACUCCGUGGUGGUGGACUACAACAAGCGGAGGACUGUGCCAAAGGACAGCCAGGGUGCUGACAAGAAGCCCAGCAACUUCUGGGCCACUAGUAUCCUGUCCAAACUGUCCAUUAAGGCCAGCGGACAGGUGAAGGAGGAGCCCAGCGACGUGGCUGUGUCUGCGGGGGAGGGCUGCGCGUUGGGCAGCUCGGGCUGGGGAGGAGAUAACUCCUCCGAAUCCACACAGACGGAGCCCCAGGGCCCUGGGCCGGUGUUCGUCUGGAACGAACCAGCCCCGGGUGCUGGAGCUGCGGUGAAGAGGGAGGAACGGCCAGAGCCGGAGGAGCGACCAGAGCCAGGCAGUGGCAGACGGAAAAAGCAGAUCGCCAGACGCUUCGUCUAUAACAUCCCGCCCGAACCAGAAGAAGGCUUUGACGAGGGCAUGUUCAUUCAACCGUCCGCUUCCUUCACCCGAGAGGACUACUCCUAUCUCUCAGAGAAUGCAGCUGAAACGUCCGACACUGCUCUGAAUAAGCUAAAGUGUCCCCACUGUAACUACAUUGCCAAGCACCGGCGAACACUAAAGAGACAUCUGAUCAUUCACUCAGGUGUGCGCUCCUUCAGCUGCGACAUCUGUGGGAAGCUGUUCACCCGCCGAGAGCACGUCAAGAGACAUUCCCUGGUGCACAAGAAGGAUAAGAAGUACAAGUGCAUGGUCUGUAAGAAGAUUUUCAUGCUGGCGGCCAGUGUGGGGAUCCGGCAUGGUUCACGCCGCUACGGGGUGUGUGUGGACUGUGCUGAUUCCCACCAGGCCACGCAAGUGGGCAUGCAGGAGCUGGAGUUCGCCCGAGACGAAGACUUUGAGGAGACGGCUGAAGGAGACGAGGACAUGGCAGAGGAGGGUGACGGAGAGGAGCCCAACGAGAUUGACCAAUCCAACUGGGAUGGUGACACAGGUGCCACCCCCGAGGAGGACUAAGUUAAAUGCAACUUAAAACAACAAAAAAACACACAUAAAAAAUAGCUGGGAAACAAUCAACAACUCCAAAGUGCUACAAACCUUGUGGUUGCGCGGUAACGUACAUGUCAAAGAGAAAAUAAAAAGCUUUGGUAGAUAGGGACUCCGAGAUGUAAAGAUUAUUGUGUGUCUGAGAGUCUGGGCCUACCGCCUGAAAGAGAAAGAGAUGAUAUGAUUUAUGAAAAUCAGGUUUUUCAGUGAUGUAUUUUUUUUCCUUCCUUUUCUAGGGUAUGAUGGUGUACAGUGUUUUAAGUUACGAUAGGCCAAUCAUCUUAAAUAUUAAUUAUUUAAUUUAUGAAGAAAGAUAUUAUGGUCUUAUUAAAAUGAUAUAUAAUUUGUUUUUGUUGUUUCUUGUCUGAUGAGAGAAGUUCCGUUGUAGGCUGUGCUUCCUGUCGUGUCCGGACAUCCACAGCUUUAGAUGGCGAUUCUGAUUUUUGAAGACAGAGCAUUGUGGAGAUGUUGCCUACAGGAAGAUUUUAUUUCCUUUCGAAUUGUGUAGAUAUGUUGUCAUGAAAAUUUAUGAGCUAUAUUUCCUUUCCUUUAUCCCUGCACAAAUCUUGGAACCAAAAAAAUCUGUUUUGUGACUCUAAUUGACCACAGCCAUAUUUAUGAUUAAGUUAUAUUGGGGCUGUGCCAUUGUGCCAAGCAGAAUGCACACCAAGAUUUGGCAGGACACAAACUACUGAAAAUGCUGAGAGAAAACAUAAAGCAGAGAAAAACAGAAAGUUUUAAAAAGAGUUUUAAAAAAGAAAGUAUAAGGGGAAUAUAUUAUUGCUAGCUUUAUAUGAAUCACAGCAUCACAGUAACACUUUAUAGAGCAUUUUGACAUUCACUUAAAGCUUGAAUUUUGCCAAAUGAUGGAAACGUUUGGUGCUGUAACGCUUGUUUUUUUUUUUGUUUUGAAAUACUGGACCUACAAGCUGUAUAUGAUGUUAAUAAUCGUAAAGCUUACUCAACUCAGAUAUACUAAUCAGCUCUGUAUGUAACACUGUUGUGCUAAAGAGCCUAUCAGGUAUGCUUUGCCAUUGUUUUUUUAUUUAAUGCACAUACACACACAAACACAUACCAUUUUUAUUUUCUUUACUACCGGCAGACCAUGUAAAAAUGACCCAAAGUUUCGGACCUUCCUGAAUUGGUGUGAAGAGGUACUGAGCAUACUGAUAAUCACUUGAAUGGUGUGUGUAAGGUAAUGGUGAAGAAUGCUGAUUGAUUGGGCUGUUUGAGGUUCUGUUUUGUGAAAGACUCCAUUUUAGUGCAAAAAAAAAUACUAUUUAGAAUCAUUUUAUUUUGACUUUGUUGUUUUAUGUCUGCCAAGUUAAUAACACUUUGGUUAUGUUAAUGUAAAGUGGAGCUCUAUGGAGAAACAUAGACACGCACUUACUGCUUCUUAUUUCCCCAAAGCCGGUCUGGAUGGAAAUAAAAGAAAACUGUUUAGUCCAUGCGGAACCUUUUUCUUUUUUUUAAACAUUUCAUUAUUUAAUAUUUUAUAUAUAUAUAUUGACUCCAAAAUGCAAUCAAGACUGUUAAUUUCUAUUUGUCCUACCAAAAUUGUUGUUUAAUUAAUGUUGAAUUAAUGUAUGAGAAAGCCAGGUAACCUGUUUAGUGUAAAUCCUUGCUUGUGUAUGUAAUUGUCAGAUUUAAAUGUUUUUAUUCCAAAAUCAUUCACUUUACCCUAGAUGCAUAUAUUGUUUUAUUUGUCCUUUCUACAAUGUUUUUUUUUUUUCUUUUGUUAUUUCCUUACUAAAUUUUUAUAAGAAAUAUUGUGGGUUGAAACCUAGGAAGAGCAGUUUCUGUUCAUAUGCAGUGGAUAUAUUGAAGUGCUAUAAUGAGACAGAGUAUGUUUAUCUUUCCCUUUACUCCAGAUGAAAGUGUAUUUUAAGAGCUGUAUAGAAGAUAUUCAUCCUGUUUGUAUUAUUUACCUUCAGAUCACUGUGGGAGGGAUAUAUAGUAUAUAAAAUAUAUCUAUAUAUAUAUGAAUAGAUAUUUAAUUGUUAAUUGAAAUAAUGGAUCACGGCUGCAGUUAACUCCUUUCAAACCUUGGCCUGGCUUUUGUUGUCCUGUCCAUCCUCUUUUCUGUUCACACGUGUGCUUGUUCACCCAGACACGCUGUUGGUUCUUUCUGUUUCUCAUUUUCUCAUUUUGUCUGUGUAUCUGAUGAACUCGAGAUGACUCGCUCCUUACAUUUUAUGCUGUAUAUGGACAUAACCAACAA
Messenger RNA from Colossoma macropomum (tambaqui), 4591 nucleotides. It is a transcript of the gene zbtb10, whose product is annotated as zinc finger and BTB domain containing 10. The record is from RefSeq and is a predicted model, not a curated record. Lineage: Eukaryota; Metazoa; Chordata; Actinopteri; Characiformes; Serrasalmidae. The transcript is spliced from 4 exons. The coding region runs from base 214 to 2340 and encodes 708 amino acids. Gene Ontology annotation, biological process: regulation of transcription by RNA polymerase II. Gene Ontology annotation, molecular function: DNA-binding transcription factor activity, RNA polymerase II-specific; RNA polymerase II cis-regulatory region sequence-specific DNA binding; protein binding.